This is a messenger RNA of Bombina bombina (fire-bellied toad), 719 nucleotides long. Its product is annotated as granzyme A-like. The transcript is spliced from 4 exons. Gene Ontology annotation, biological process: proteolysis. Gene Ontology annotation, molecular function: serine-type endopeptidase activity. The coding region runs from base 1 to 699 and encodes 232 amino acids. Lineage: Eukaryota; Metazoa; Chordata; Amphibia; Anura; Bombinatoridae. The record is from RefSeq and is a predicted model, not a curated record.
AUGGAAAUUAUUGGAGGAAAUGAAGUUGUUGCCCAUUCCAGACCAUACAUGGCAUUAAUAAAAAGUACGGAACUGUGUGGUGGUGCAUUGAUAAAGUCAAACUGGGUGUUAACUGCAGCUCAUUGUAAAAUUGACGUAAAUUCGGAUGUGAUCCUUGGAGCACAUUCAUUGAUUAAACCAGACAAUCAGCAGCAGAAAUUGAAAGUUGCCAAAGUAAUUCCAUAUCCGUGCUUUGAUUAUAAGUUGAAAAUCCAUGAUAUUAGUCUCAUACAGCUAAAUCGUCCGGCAAAGUUAUACAAAAAUGUGUCACUUCUUCCACUUCCAAAAACUGAUGAAGAUGUAAAACCUGGAACUGUUUGUAGCGUUGCAGGUUGGGGAGUCACUAAUUCUAAAGAUUUAAAGCCAUCGCAGGUUCUCCGUGAAGCAAAUAUCAUUGUUACAGACAGGAAUAAAUGUGAAAAAAUAUAUAUGAAGUUAAAGGAGAGGACACCAAUCACCAUUAGUAUGCUCUGUGCUGGACCAGACAAAAAGAGGAAAGGUGAUGCAUGCCAGGGUGAUUCUGGUGGUCCAUUGAUUUGCGGCGGAAUGUAUAAAGGAAUUGUCUCCUUUGGAAAUAAAUGCAACAAAAUACCAGGUGUUUAUACAAGACUAACCAAAAACUAUCUGAAGUGGAUACAAGAAACUAUUGGUGGUGACUAAGUCAGCUGCUAUUACCCUGA